This is a messenger RNA of Bacillus rossius redtenbacheri, 3479 nucleotides long. RefSeq names its product synaptophysin-like protein 1. Lineage: Eukaryota; Metazoa; Arthropoda; Insecta; Phasmatodea; Bacillidae. Bases 214 to 906 code for a protein of 230 amino acids. The transcript is spliced from 6 exons. The record is from RefSeq and is a predicted model, not a curated record. Gene Ontology annotation, cellular component: synaptic vesicle membrane; synaptic vesicle.
UUUAUUCUUCUAUGAUUUCACUGUGUAUGGUUAUGGGUUGGGUUAGGAAGCUUUAAAGACUUGAUGAGAUUAGACUGAUUGUUGUAUUGCCUUCCUUAGCACAUAUAAUUUGUUGUUGGGGGGAUAAAAAGACUCUUUGCGGGAGUGUGAAAAUGUGUUUCGCUUAGAUACCGAUCUGCGAAUCUGAGUUAUUUUCUUCUCUAACGUAACAAAAUGGAUCAUUCACAGAUUACAAAACCAGAUAUGGAGCUAAGUUUAGCUGUAUUCAAAGAACCCCGUGGAGUAAUGAGGAUUCUUCAGUUUAUAUUUUCUAUAUGUGCAUUUGCAACAACUACUGGCUUUACAAGUGAUGUUAUUUUAACAGUUAGAUGUGACCAAAAUUCAAGUUACCCAGAAAUGCCAUAUAGGUUUGAAUACUCUUAUCCCUUCAGGCUGGACACAGUAAUGCAAACAGUUUGUGAUAAUCCAUUUCACCUGGUUGGUGACUUUUCUUCAGACGCACAAUUUUUUGUUGCUACUGGAGUUUUGUCAUUCUUAUAUUGCAUUUUCAUCGGGAUAGUUUACUUAUUAUACGAUGCUUUGUACCAACGCAAAGAUAUUUUGCCUCUUGCAGACUUUGUGUUGACUGUUGUACUGGCAGUAUUCUGGCUUUCGGGCAGUGCUGCCUGGGCUAACGGCCUAUCAGGUCUGAAGCAGACAACUGGUUCUAUAAACAAUUCCAAACAGUGUGAUAAUAUAAUUUGUUUAGCCAAUCCGAAGGUGGGAAGUGUGACUGAACUCAAUAUAUCUGUUAUACUGGGUUUUUUGAAUUUUUUUCUGUGGGGAUCUGAUUUGUGGUUUCUUUAUAAAGAAACAUCAUGGUUUAAAGCAAAACAAACCUCAAGUGGGAUGGCAACUACAGCUUGAUCAGGCCUAUGUCAUCAAACCAAGUAUAACAACAAACUCCAGUGUGGUGUGUGAAGUCUUGAUGUGUUAAGUUUAUAUAGCUCAUUUCAUUUGUUUACGGUACAUUUGUAAACUGGAAUAAUUUCAUGUACAAUGUUUGUAAUAUAGAUCUUCUCUUGCUUGCAUUCAUUUAUUAAUUUAGCAGUGGAAUUUGCUAUUGUGUUUUUUUACUAUGGCAUUGUGCAGCACAAAAAGCUAUUUAAUCAAAUACUGUGGUUCAGUGAGACUGCAGAAGUUAUUUAUAUACCUUUACCAAUAUGCGGUAACAAUUUUGAUUUCAGUACUUAGUGCUAGCUUUGUGUUUAGUUAAAUGAAAAUUUCUAUAUAUGCCCACUAAUGAAAAUCAGUUAUUGCAACUAAAUACUGUUUAAUGUGUAAUAUGAAUAUUAUUGAGAAAUGUUUAGAUUAUAUUGUCACAGAUAUUUUAAUAAACUUGAAAUGUUGCAGAAUGUAAUAUAUAUGGUCUUAGAAUAAUAAAUUUAAAUGAGUUAUGGUCUAAAAUGCAGGGCUCUAAACAGGUGAUUUUUCCCAACUAAAAGUUUUGUCUUAGUAAAUAAGAGUUUUUGUAAAAUAACUAUUAGUGUAUCUUGUCCUAAACUGAAUUCAUUUGUAAAAUUCACAGUAUGUACAUAAAUAAUCUACUCUUGCUUUUUGGUAGGCUAACAAAAAGAAAUCAACCAAAUAUUUUCAAAAUCAUAAUUAUAUAUUUGGUUUUCUCAUGGUUAUUCUGUAAAGAAAAUGUGCCCAUAAAUGAAGGAUCAGUUUCAUCAACCUGGCUGACAGUUGGGUUUUACUUAUUUCAUUGUUUGAGAAUAGUACUACUGGAUAUUUUGAGUGAGCUCAUCUGUCUUUGACCCGUUGCUCUAUAUUGCUUCUAAACAACUUUGUUUAUUCUACACUUGAAAAAAAAAAUGUAUAAAAUUUACUUUGCAAAAUUUUUUUAUUGUUUAUUAACUGCUUUAACUUGGUAUGGUUUACUUCAUGUAUUCAGUCAUGUUUAGUUGUUUCUUUGACACCCAUCGUGUUUUCUCUACUUGUGAUUUGCACCUGGAAUGAAUCUUGUCUUUACUGCUUAACUUUGACAUGGAGUACAUGUAUAUAAAAGUGUAUAAUCCAUACAUGCACAUUUUAUCAAGUUAUAGUCUAGCCCUGCACUGGAAAGGGGUUGGAUCUGUUCACAGGAAGCGAAAAUAGGUAUUGUGUCGACAAUAAAGUGAUGGUUGUGAGAGGAAUGCAACAUGAUAAAAUUAAACUAAAGCUAUGGAAAUGUUGGGUAAAAAGAUAUGUUUGGGAAAUUGUGUUAUCAGUAAAUCUCAAUUUGCAUGUUUUCCUGUUUAGUUGCAGUGAAAUAGGCGUAUCUUAAUUUUUUUUUUUCUUAAUUUAUGUGCAUUUUAUGCCUUUCUUGAUCCAUCUUGCAGUCACCUUGGGAUGAUUAUAUAGUGUUCCUAAUUACUUAAGUCUGGAAUUUAAAAGCCAUUUUUAGCUGUGCUCAGGAUACUCUGAAAAUAAUCAUGCUCACUAAUACUGUUCUAAAGGACUCAAAAUGUAAUUGUUACACUUAUCAGAAUUUAUUAGUCUGCCUUCAGUAUUUAGGCCCUGACUCUGCUAUGAAAACAAUUAUGAAUAAUACCACCUGUUAUUUAAAAGUUACCAUAUCACAUAUUUCAAAUUAUUAAUAUAUACUAUUAAUUAAUUACUAAACAUCAUUCAAUUAAAUUUAGUAUAAUAUGUUGUUCAGUUUGAUGCACAUUUUUUUAUUGAGGCAGUGUGAUUAUAAUAUGUCAUUUUGAUAGACAUAUCUAAAAUGUGAAAACAGUAAAUUUAAUAACUGGGAAUAUGUUUUGGUAAUAUUGCAAUUUUUAGAACAAUAUAAAAGCGAGUUUUUUCAUAAGUAGAGUUGUGAAACAUUAGUAAUUAAUGUUGUAUGAACGUAUUUAUAACCCCUCAAAACAUCAAUAAAGUUCUUUUAAAAGUAGUGUGAACAAAAUAUUUUUUACAAUUUAUUAGAUACACAAAUGUGAGAUUUGUUAAUAGUAUGUAAGUUACCCUUAUGUUAAUUUAAGUGUUGAAUAAGCAUGUGAAUUGACAUGCACAAGUAUGUUAUGAGUAAACUUAUUGGAAAAAUUCUUAAACUUAAUCUGAAAUAGGUUAAUAUAUAUUUCUAUUCCAUACAUAAAGUCCAAAGAGACAGCAUUAAUUUUCUGAUAAACCUUAACAACUUAAGCUGUAUAUUGAUUUUAAAAUUUCAUUUCAUUAAUUCUUGUUCAAAUGUUACAAUAGAACGUACAAUGAUGUUUGGUCUUUCUAAAAUGCAUUUUUCAAUAGUUAUGAUAAUGUUAACUCUUAAACAUUUUUUGCACUGAAAUCUAAAGGAAGACACCAAACAUCAUUAAUUUGAAAAUAUGUUGCAUGUAGAAAUAGUGAAUAUGAUUGUAAUAUUUUAAGUAUUGUGUGUGGUAUAGGCUUGAUAAUGUUCAUGUACAAAUGUAAUUUUUUAUGUGAAAUAUAGUGUAUAAUAUUUUUUCAAAUAGUAA